UGACCCUUUCAAAGAAACUUAGGAGGGCUUUAUCGCAAGAAGACAACACAAUAUAUUUUUAAAAAGCUAUUUAAAACACCUCUUGUGGAGAUUAUGCUUUUUUUUUUUUCCUGUGCCCUCCUUAGAAUGCACCAAAUAUAAAAGCUUCUUUUUUUUUUUAACUUUACUUUCACGUUCAAGAUUGCAACAAGCUUGCCCCACUUUCCUAAUGAAAACUCUUGGAUUUGGACUAAUGAAAAAAGGAAAAGCCAGCUGUCAUCAGAAUAAAUGAAGGGCAGAAUCAUGAAACACAGUCUGCCUUAUCAUGUCUACCUAUUUUGGGGGCUGUUGUUCUUUUGGAUGCUGUGUACAUCCUCAGCUAGCAAAUGUGCUAUUAGGCAUGAAGUAGCAGACUGCAGUCAUCUGAAGUUGACUCAAGUACCUGAUGACCUCCCGGCAAACAUAACAGUAUUGAACCUUACCCAUAAUCAACUCAGAAGAUUACCACCUGCAAACUUCACAAGAUAUAGCCAACUUACUGUCUUGGACGGAGGAUUUAACUCCAUCUCAAAAUUGGAGCCAGAACUGUGCCAAACCCUCCCCUUGCUGAAAGUUUUGAACCUCCAACACAAUGAGCUAUCUCAAUUUUCUGACAAAACCUUUAUCUUCUGCCUGAGUUUGACUGAACUCCAUCUAAUGUCCAAUUCAAUCCAGAAAAUUCAAAAUAAUCCCUUUAAAAACAUGAAGAAUUUAAUCAAAUUAGAUCUAUCUCAUAAUAGUUUACCAUCUACAAAAUUAGGAACUCAACUCCAACUGGAAAAUCUCCAAGAGCUUCUAUUAUCAAAUAAUAAAAUUUAUGCCUUAACACAUGAAGAACUUGAUUUCCUUGGCAAUACUUCUUUAAAAAAAAUAGAGUUAUCAUCAAAUCAAAUUAAAGAGUUCUCCCCAGGGUGUUUUCGUGCAAUUGGAAAAUUAUUUGGCCUCUCUCUGGACAACGCCCAAUUGGGCCCCAGUCUCACUGAGAAGCUUUGUUUGGAAUUAUCACACACAAGCAUUCAGACGCUAUCUCUGAGCAACACUCAUCUGUACGAGACGAGCAACACGACUUUCAUUGGACUGAAGCAGACAAAUCUCACCAGGCUCGAUCUUUCCUAUAACAGUUUAAGUGUGAUUGCUAAUGACUCCUUUGCUUGGCUCCCAUAUUUGGAAUAUUUCAUUCUGGAGUACAAUAAUAUAGAGCAUUUAUAUUCUCACUCUUUUCAUGGGCUUUUCAAUGUGAGAUACCUGAAUUUGAAACGAUCUUUUAUUAAACAAAGUCUUUCCCUUGCUUUACUUCCCAAGAUUGACGAUUUUUCUUUUCAGUGGCUAAAAUGUUUAGAGUACCUUAACAUGGAAGAUAAUCAUUUUUCAGGCAUAAAACGCAACAUGUUCACUGGAUUGAUAAAUCUGAAAUACUUAAGUCUAUCCAAUUCCUUCACAAGCUUGCGGACUUUAACAAAUGAAACAUUUUUGUCACUUGCUCAUUCUCCUUUACUCAUACUCAACCUAACCAGAAAUAAAAUCUCAAAAAUAGAGAGUGGUGCUUUUUCUUGGUUGGGCCACUUAGAGGUACUUGACCUUGGCCUUAAUGAAAUUGGGCAAGAACUCACAGGCCAGGAAUGGAGAGGUCUGGAAAACAUUGUUGAAAUCUAUAUCUCCUACAACAAAUACCUACAUCUGACUAGCAACUCCUUUACCUCGGUUCCAAGUCUUCAACGACUGAUGCUUCGAAGGGUGGCCUGUAAAAAUGUGGAUAUCUCCCCUUCACCUUUCCGCCCUCUUCAAAACUUGACCAUCCUUGACCUUAGCAAUAAUAAUAUAGCCAACAUAAAUGAUGAAAUGUUGGAAGGUCUUCACAAACUUGAAAUUCUGAAUUUGCAGCACAACAACUUAGCACGGCUCUGGAAACUUGCAAAUCCUGGUGGCCCUGUUCAUUUUUUAAAGGGUCUUUCUCACCUCCAAAUACUUAACUUAGAGUCUAAUGGCUUUGAUGAUGUCCCAGCAGAGGCUUUCAAGGAUUUAUUUGAAUUAAAGAGCAUUGAUUUGGGAUUGAAUAAUCUAAACAUACUUCCACCGUCUUUAUUUGAUCAUCAGUUGUCUCUAAAGUCAUUGAAUCUUCAGAAGAAUCUUAUAACAUCAGUCAAAAAGAAUGUUUUUGGACCAGCUUUCAAGAACUUAACUAAUUUAGAUAUGAGCUUUAAUCCAUUUGACUGUACAUGUGAAAGUAUUGCCUGGUUUGUUAACUGGAUUAAUGGAACCCAUACAAACAUCUCUGAGCUAUCAAAUCAUUACCUCUGCAACACUCCACCUCAAUAUCAUGGUUUCUCGGUGAUGCUCUUUGAUACCUCACCCUGCAAAGACAGUGCCCCCUUUGAGCUCCUUUUCAUGAUAAAUACCAGCAUCCUGUUGAUUUUUACCUUGAUCGUACUGCUUAUCCAUUUUGAGGGUUGGAGGAUAUCUUUUUAUUGGAAUGUUUCAGUGCAUCGAGUUCUUGGAUUCAAGGAAAUAGACAGACAGCCAGAGCAGUUUGAGUAUGCAGCAUAUGUGAUUCAUGCCCAUAACGAUAGUGAUUGGGUUUGGGAACACUUUGCCCCAAUGGAAGAACAAGAUCAGACUCUGAAAUUUUGUCUGGAAGAAAGGGACUUUGAGGCAGGUGCCCUUGAACUUGAAGCAAUUGUUAAUAGCAUCAAAAAGAGCAGAAAAAUUAUUUUUGUUAUAACACAGCAUCUAUUAAAAGAUCCAUUAUGCAAAAGAUUCAAGGUGCACCAUGCAGUUCAACAAGCUAUUGAACAAAAUCUGGAUUCUAUUAUAUUGAUCUUUCUUGAAGAGAUUCCUGAUUAUAAAUUGAAUCAUGCACUCUGUUUGCGAAGAGGAAUGUUUAAAUCUCACUGCAUCUUGAACUGGCCAGUUCACAAAGAACGGAUAAAUGCAUUUCAUCAUAAAUUGAAAGUAGCACUCGGAUCCAGAAAUACAGUACAUUAAAUUUAUUUAAAGACUAAAUUAGCAAAGGAGUGAUUUUCCCAGUUUAAAAAGUUCCAGGGUAAAUUUGAGUUUUACUUGAAAAUAAUUUAAAUCUGCUUAUUCUUAUUUAUAGGUGACGGUAUAUCACACUUAUAUCUCUUCUAUGGAAAGAUGUCUCCUUAUUUCAGGCCCUUAUUGCCAAUUGACUUAAUUUGAUUAACACUUAAUAAACAUGUAAGCACAUAAGAUCAUCCCGUGCUACUGAAUACACAGUCCAGGCCUUUGACAACUUAAGAUAUUUUUAAAAACAGUCCUCAUUUAAAGAAAAGGAAAAGUUAUGUGAGCUUUUGUGACAAUUUUCUUUGAUUUUUUUUGAUGCACUUAGAAUGAAAGAUAAUUGUUUUAAUGGGCUUAAUCCUGUUUCAAUUAUAAAAGAGUAAAAUAUAGACUCAUUAAGGAAUUUUUUUAUUACAGCAUUUUUGUUUUCAAUUGAAAAGAUUUUUAGUUCAGUGAUUCCUAUCCAAGUGUUGAUUUGGGUAAAUGUUAAAUACCUUUUGAUGUACAUACUCAAGGGCAGAAAAUAUAUGCAAUUUAUUUUUUUUUUACUUAAUGAUAUAAAUAAUAAAUACUUAUAUUUUAUUGAUAUUUGGGUUUCUGCUAAAGGAGUUGUUAGAAGAAACAAUUAUCUUAAAAGUAUUGUAGGAAAAAGCUUGCGUUAUAAAUGUGAAUUAGAAGAUUGGCUUUGCAGCAACAAAAUAUCUUCCUCCUCUGGUCAUGGACUCAUGAGAUAGGUUAGCUGAACCACUUGAUCCCAUUGGGAUUCCUUCACUAUCUCUCUUCAAAAUCAUGAUAGUGAACAAUCUCUUAAAUAUUCCUGUAUAAUUAGAGAUGAUGAUGAUUAAUAAAAUCACAUAGGCUCUAUGUAAGCAAAACCAAACACCUAAGCUGGUUUCUAUUCCCUGUAAAUUCCCAGCUUGCUCAGAACACCAAACUUAAAUACUGCCCAUCAGCAGCUAACUUCCUCAUUCUCAUACCACCUAACUUCCGGUUUCCUACACCAGCUAGUUUCCUCACUCCUAAGCAACCACCUGAUCCUGACUUUGUAAGACCUUCCCCCGCCGCGCCCCCCACGUAAACUGAAAAACUAGCGUCAGCCAAUCAGAACAUUUCCUCACUUGCUUCCAUAUUUCCCUACAGGGUAUGAGCUGCUGCUUUCUACCACCACGGUGGAGCUUUCUUCUGCUUUCUGAAAGGAAUGCUGCCAGAUUCAUGAAACACUCAAUAAAGCUGUGAGAUCCAAAAUGGCAUGAGAAGUUUUUCUUUUAUCAGUUUAUAUGGUAUAAUAUAUUCAGAAGGAAUAUAUUAUUGUGCCAUAAUAUAAUAUGCCAUGUGUAAACUAGCAUUUUUGAGAAAGACUAUUAUUUUUAGUAUAUUGUUUGCUUUGCAAUAGAAGCAGCCUAAUGAUUGGAAAUAGACACAAAUAACAUUCUUUUGAUAUUUAUAAUUCUGGUAUCCCAAUAUAAGAGAAAGUUGAAAUUAUAAUGCUGAGUUAGUUUCUGUACCUGGAAUACUCAUUUAUCUGUGGAAUUUAGGAAGCAUUUGAGGUGUCUCAUUUUGGAACUUUGAUAUAAAUAGCUAGGUAGUCUCAGAACGAAGUUCCAAAAAUCCUGGAAAAAGUAAUAUCCCCUCAGCCACUGGUUCUGAAAGGAUAUACAGUCUCCCAACAGUAAGAAUGUACAUAGGACUAUUUUUCAGGUUCACAUUAUAUGCCACACUAACACGAGACAUUUUUUUCACAGUGUUUUUGUUAAGAUUUGUUUUCUCACUGUGAAAUAUUCCUGUUUUCUUUUGGCAUCAUAAAAUAA
This is a messenger RNA of Choloepus didactylus (southern two-toed sloth), 4844 nucleotides long. It is a transcript of the gene TLR3, whose product is annotated as toll like receptor 3. The transcript has 5 exons. Gene Ontology annotation, biological process: inflammatory response; toll-like receptor signaling pathway; immune response. Gene Ontology annotation, cellular component: membrane. The record is from RefSeq and is a predicted model, not a curated record. Lineage: Eukaryota; Metazoa; Chordata; Mammalia; Pilosa; Megalonychidae. Bases 268 to 3000 code for a protein of 910 amino acids. Gene Ontology annotation, molecular function: transmembrane signaling receptor activity; protein binding.